AUCACCAUCAGAAGUAGAAGCAGCAGCAUCAGGACCACCGAGCUUCCUCUCCACCUCCAAUGAUGGCGCAUGUAAACACGGCGCUUGUCCUCUUGUCUUCCCCGGAUCCCGACCACAACUUCCUCGCUAACAUCUGACGUGACACCCGCGUUGUUGUCCGUCUUUCGGUGCGUGCUCAACCGAGUUUUGGACUACCGUUGACAUUGUGAUGGUCACACGACGACGCACUUGCGACAAAAGGUUGCCCUGAGAGACCCCGCCGAGCUCCUCAGUGGUGGGGGGGAUAUGCACGUCAGUGUUUGGCCCUGCUCGCUCUCCGUCGUGAUGGCAGCUCUGUACCAGGGCACGGACGCAUCCUCCCCGGAUAAAUUCCUCGCCCUGAAAGACGUCAGGGAGGUGAAGGAGGAGACCACGCUGGACGAGAAGCUCUUCCUGCUGGCCUGCGAGAAAGCAGGUGACUACUACAUGGUGAAGAAGCUGCUGGAGGAGAAUAGACACGGUGAACUCAACGUCAAUAGUGUGGACGUGCUGGGCCGUGACGCUGUCACCAUCGCCAUCGAGAAUGAGAAUCUUGACAUUCUGCAGCUUCUACUCGAGCAUGGUUGUCAGGCUACCGACGCCCUGCUGGUGGCAAUAGACUCGGAAGUGGUGGGAGCUGUGGAUAUCCUCCUUAACCACAGACCCAGGCGCGCAUCCAAGCCCUCUAUGGCUAAACUAAUGCAGCGAAUCCAGAAUCCUGAGUAUUCCACCACCAUGGAUGUGGCUCCCGUCAUUCUGGCGGCCCACAGGAACAACUACGAGAUCCUGACCAUGCUACUGAAACAGGACAUCUCGUUGCCGCGGCCACACGCCGUAGGCUGCGAGUGCACGCUCUGCAAUGCCAAAAACAAGAAGGACAGCUUGCGACACUCCAGGUUCCGCCUGGAUAUUUACCGUUGCCUGGCCAGCCCUUCCCUCAUCAUGCUGACCGAGGAAGACCCCAUCCUUAGGGCUUUCGAGCUUAGCACGGAUCUCAAGGAACUUAGCCUGGUGGAGGUGGAGUUCAGGAAUGACUACGAGGAGCUGGCCAAGCAGUGCAAGAUGUUCGCCAAAGACCUACUGGCUCAGGCUCGGAACUCCAGAGAGCUGGAGGUCAUCCUCAACCACACAUCCAAUGAAGAUUCCGUGGAUAAGCGGGGGCUCCUGGAAGAGCGCAUGAACCUCAGCCGCCUCAAACUGGCCAUCAAGUACAACCAGAAAGAGUUCGUGUCCCAGUCCAACUGUCAGCAGUUCCUCAACACGGUCUGGUUUGGCGAGACGGCCAGCUAUCGGCGCAAGCACACCUGCCUAAAGAUUGCUACGGUGCUGAGCGUAGCCAUGCUGUGGCCGCUGUUGUCCGUGUGCUACUUGCUGGUGCCGCGAUCCCGCGUAGGCCAGAUCAUUCACACGCCCUUCGUCAAGUUUAUCAUUCACAGCGCCUCCUACUUCACUUUCCUGCUACUUCUCAACCUCUACUCGUUGGUUUACAACGAGGACAAGAAGAACACCAUGGGCCCUGCGCUAGAGAUGAUAGACUACCUGCUAAUCCUCUGGAUCAUGGGAAUGGUGUGGUCCGAUGUGAAGCGUCUGUGGUACGAGGGACUGGAAGACUUCCUGGACGAGUCGAGGAAUCAACUGAGCUUUGUCAUGAAUUCCCUUUACCUGGCUACUUUUGCCCUCAAGAUAGUUGCUAACAGCAAGUUCAAUAAUGUUGGGGAGACUGAGAGGAAAAAAUGGGACGCCUUCCAUCCCAUCCUUGUGGCCGAGGGCUUGUUCGCCUUUGCCAACGUUCUUAGCUAUCUGCGCCUCUUCUUUAUGUACACUACCAGCUCCAUCCUGGGGCCACUGCAGAUCUCCAUGGGUCAGAUGUUGCAGGAGUUCGGCAAGUUUCUAGGUCUUUUCCUUCUCGUCUUGUUCUCAUUCACCAUUGGACUUACUCAGCUCUAUGGAAAGGACCAGAAAGACCCGGAGAAGAAUCCGCCCAGCGAUUGCCAGGGGAUUUUUUGCCAACAGCAGAGCAAUGACGCCUUCCACACGUUUAUGGGUACUUGCUACGCCCUGUUUUGGUACAUCUUCUCGCUGGCUCACGUGGCGCUUUUCGUCACACGCAUCAGCUACACUGAAGAACUGCGCUCCUUUGUGGGCGCCCUGAUUAUAGGCACCUACAACAUUGUGGUGGUUAUUGUACUUACCAAGCUGCUGGUGGCCAUGCUCCAUAAAAGCUUCAGACAAAUUGCUAAUCAUGAGGACAAAGAGUGGAAGUUUGCCCGGGCCAAACUUUGGCUAAGCUACUUUGAUGAUAAGUGUACAAUGCCGCCUCCGUUCAACAUCUUGCCCUCGCCUAAGACCGUCUGUUACCUGCUCACCAGCAUGAGCAAAUGGAUCUGUUCGCACACGUCCAAGGGAAGAGUCAAGAGACAGAACAGCCUUAAGGAGUGGAAGAACCUAAAGCAAAAGCGUGACGAGAACUACCAGAAGAUUAUGUGCUGCCUAGUGCAUCGCUACCUGACAUCCACGCGGCAGAAGAUGCAGAGCACAGACCAGGCCACUGUGGAGAACCUCAACGACCUGCGCCAGGAUCUAUCCAAGUUCCGCAAUGAGAUGCGGGACCUCUUGGGCUUCCGUACCUCCAAAUACGCCAUGUUCUACCCAAGGAGCUAGAAGCCUAUUACAUUUCCUCUUGACAUCCCUUCUCCUGCUACUCAUUUAUUCUAUAAGAGGAAAAAACAAACUGACUGACUGAGGACAAAUAGAAACAAAAUCGACGUAGUCUCAUGCUUUUUUGUAAAGAAUGAAAGCCAUUGUUUUGGACAGAAAUGCUCAUAAAUAUUUAUGCAAACAUUUAACUGUGUACUGCAAUGGUGUUACAGUUGAAUUAUUUGGACUAAAUCAGUAGGACCUUUACGCAAUGGUGCAAUGGUUUCAUCCGAAAAAGCACAUUUUGAAGUCAAAUUAAUACAGAACUUUUAUUAGAAAGCAUGACAACAAUAAAAUAUAAAUUACAGUAUAUUCACAGAUUUUCUUUGUCGUAUGAAACUAUCUAAUAGCUCUCUCUUUAAAAACAAAUACAGUAAGGGUCGUAGAGAACUAGACAGAUGAUAUAACAUGCAUCAAAUAUUGCACUGUUUACAGCUAAAUCCAUAUAAAUUUAGGUUAAUCGUACUACACAGACGCAUAGAAUACAGUAUUAAAACCCUAUAGUAAUUAAAAGAGGAAUUAAAUGCUAGAACAUAAUUUUAAAAGAAUAAAGUUGCAUUUGAAAAAAAAAGGAAUACUUUCAAAAUUAAAAUUUUAUUUUAAUGAGCAUAAAGUUAUAUAUUUUAGAGAAAAAAUAGAAAAAAUUUAGAUUUUUAGAAUAAAAAUAUAGCAUUUUACACUUGUAUUACUGUGUUAAUUUCUAAAUAGAUUUUUUUCUCUAAAAUAUAUGAUAUUUUUUAAAUAUAUUUUGUAUUCUGAAAAUGUAUAUUUUAUCUUGAAUAUACACAACUUUAUUCUUUUAAUCUUUCCACUUUUUUUCAAUGUUACGAAUUUUAAUCAUAAGCAUAAAAUGAAAGUAAGACAGAAAAUAAAUUAGUAUUUUUUGUUCAUUAAAUAAUACUGUUUAACAGUUAAAUACCAGUUUAGAAUUAUUAUUGCUUUUGUAUGUAUUAUUCUCAUCUUACUGAGUAGAACUGUCUCACCAAUUUAGAUGGAAGGUCUCAACAAUUAAGAGGAAUACAUACAGUAUAUUAUCUCCAAACAUAAUGUGUGUUGAAUGAAUCUUAAUCCUUGCGAUGUCUUGCUCAGGUAGAUGUCUUGCAUUUCUCCGCCCCUCAGCAACGCUUGUUCUUGAGCACAUUGAGCGUCUUCUGGUUCUUGGUCUUGAAGGCAAGCACGAAGUGGUGAGGGCCCACCAAGCCCCGGCCCUCCUCGUCCACAUGCCCCAUGAAGAUGUAGUUUAAGCCUGGAGAGAGCCAUUUCAGAGCAUAUAUUUCUAAAAUGUAAAUUAAAGCAAGGGCGUAGGUUUACAUAGGAACGGUAGGGACAUAACACUACCAACUUUUCAGCAGUGUUGUUAAUCUUACUUUAUUUUACUAUCUUAAAAGUAAUUAAUUAUAGUUACAAAUUACUUCUCCCAAAAAGUAAUUGCGUUAGUAACUCAGUUACCUGAAUGUAAGAGUAAUUAGUUACUUGGCAAAGUACCAGGUGAUAA
Corythoichthys intestinalis (scribbled pipefish) is the source of this 4210-nucleotide messenger RNA. RefSeq names its product transient receptor potential cation channel, subfamily C, member 1 (gene trpc1). Gene Ontology annotation, cellular component: plasma membrane; cation channel complex. Gene Ontology annotation, molecular function: inositol 1,4,5 trisphosphate binding; protein binding; store-operated calcium channel activity. Lineage: Eukaryota; Metazoa; Chordata; Actinopteri; Syngnathiformes; Syngnathidae. The record is from RefSeq and is a predicted model, not a curated record. Bases 286 to 2679 code for a protein of 797 amino acids. Gene Ontology annotation, biological process: calcium ion transmembrane transport; regulation of cytosolic calcium ion concentration. The transcript is spliced from 13 exons.